Molecule: messenger RNA, 2227 nt
Organism: Fusarium odoratissimum NRRL 54006
Lineage: Eukaryota; Fungi; Ascomycota; Sordariomycetes; Hypocreales; Nectriaceae
Exons: 6
Coding region: 335-1957 (540 amino acids)
Biological process (GO): molybdopterin cofactor metabolic process
Molecular function (GO): molybdenum cofactor sulfurtransferase activity
Source: RefSeq, a predicted model, not a curated record
UCACAUGGAAAGGGUCAAAAAGAGAAACUGCCCUAGCUUGGACGUGCAGAUACAGAUGCAGGCCAAGCCGAGGAACCGGGCUGGUCUGAUCAGAGUUGUGUCAUAUAUUGAUUCUGGUUGGUGAGCGGCUGUGACCCAGGUGGUGAUUUAUCCCCGGAUAUCCCUUGACCAUGGUUCCUUGCUUGCAAAGUCAAUUAAAGUACUUGUUAACCGAUCUCGAUGGUCCUUAUCGUUGAAGAUUUGUUUAUCUUCCGAGACUGUCUCAUCUUCCGUCAAUACUCGGGGAAGUCUUUCUCCCUUCCCAAACACAGCUGCUUGUCCAUCAACUGCCUACAUGUCCCCCUCAGUCAUGGUAGACACAAAUACAGCGCUCGAACAGCGUUCAGAGCGAGAUAUACGUUCCCUAGACAUGGAAUACAACUUAUCGGUCGAGGAUUUUCGAGAAUACGAGUAUCCUAACAUGGCACAAGGGGCUUAUCUUGAUCAUGGAGGAGCUACCAUAUAUGCGCGAUCACUUAUAACCGGCUUCUCCCAAGCAAUGAUUGGUAACCUCUGGGGUAAUCCGCACUCAGAGAAUCUCCCGGCAAAGUUGUCGGGUGAUAUGAUUGAUAAUAUCCGUGCAAAAGCUCUUGAUUUCCUUGGUGCUGAUCCAAAGUAUUUCGACCUGGUCUUCGUCGCCAAUGCUACGGCUGCUAUCAAGCUCGUUGCUGACGCGUUUCGGGACAUCGGAGAGAAGACCCCUACCAAGGGUUUCUGGUAUGGAUGUCACAAAGAAGCCCACACGAGUAUUAUCGGGGUUCGCGCACUCACGUCAGGAGACUAUCAUUGUUUCGAAGAUGAUGAGAGUGUUGAAGAAUGGAUCUCGCGGCCUUUCAGCUGCCAGUCCAGAAGAGGAAAAUCGACCAGUCUGGGCUUAUUCGCAUAUCCAGGCCAGUCCAAUCUUAGUGGACGCCGGUUACCACAGGACUGGUCGAAAAGAAUACGGCAACACCCUCAACUUCGAAAUGUCUAUACCCUUUUCGAUGCUGCGGCUCUCGCUAUGACUAGCUCCCUCAGCUCCCUUUUCCACGAUCCGAUGGAUGCACCCGACUUCACUUGCCUUUCGUUUUACAAGAUAUUUGGCUUCCCUGAUUUGGGAGCAUUGGUUGUCAGGCGGGCAUCCGGACAUAUACUGAACCUGAGGAGAUACUUUGGCGGAGGAACAAUUGCUCAGUUAUCCCCCUCAAAAGACUCCCGGGUUAUGAAGAAAGUUCCCGGGCUGGGGGAUCUGCACAAAAUAUGGGAUAUACAUGAAGGUGUCGAGGAUGGCACACUGCCAUUUCACAGUAUCUUGGCGCUUGGAGUCGCCAUCGAUACACACCUAAGGCUUUAUGGCUCAAUGGAUAUGAUAUCUCGUCAUUGCUGUUAUCUCGCUCGCUACCUAUAUGAACGUCUUGUGGAUCUGAAGCACCGAAACGGAUCUCCAUUGAUCGAGCUAUAUGUUGAUAGCCCAUUCAUGUAUGGCGAUCCUUCACUUCAAGGGCCAACUUUUGCCUUCAACAUUAUGAAAGAGGAUGGUUCAUAUAUCCCCUGGACGGAGGUAGAGAGGCUUGCCAAUAGCGCUGGAGUAUACAUACGAGCAGGAGGCGUUUGCUGCCCUGGUGGUGUCGCUAAAGCCUUGGACUAUGAGGACUGGGAAUGGGACAGAAUCUUCUCAAGCGGACACGCCUGUGGUUCUAGUGAGAUGGCAGUCAUACAUAAUAAGCCAACAGGAAUCGUUCGCGCGAGUCUCGGUCCCAUGACGACGAAGCGAGAUAUACAGGCCUUCAUAUCAUUUCUUUCCAACGAGUUCAGCACAAAAAGCGCACCAAUACCACGAUUGUUUGAAACAGCAAAGGAUUUACCGCUACGAGAGAAGUUACCCUAUCUUACAUCCGAAAAGGAGUUUAGUGAGCGCGACCUUGUUUAUGAGCAUUGACAUAUGUGUUGGAAGAGCUUGAUGUUUAUUUGAAUUUAUAUGAGGAGUGAACUGAAGAGUUCGGUGUGCAUCAAAGGAGCUUUGUGUGACACUGGGGUGGUUUUUGUGUCUUUGUCGACAUAAGCCGCUGGGGAUAGGUCUCAUAUGGGAAUAUCUAUACUCACCUACACCUUCAUCACUUCCUAAUCUACCUAAGUUAAUGCUUUUAUAUUUCCUUGAGAUAAUAAAAAAAAACGUAUCUCGGGUCAUGCUGAGUCAAUUAUCCAACAG